This is a messenger RNA of Sinocyclocheilus rhinocerous, 2307 nucleotides long. RefSeq names its product centrosomal protein kizuna. The transcript has 14 exons. Lineage: Eukaryota; Metazoa; Chordata; Actinopteri; Cypriniformes; Cyprinidae. Gene Ontology annotation, cellular component: centrosome. Bases 94 to 2067 code for a protein of 657 amino acids. The record is from RefSeq and is a predicted model, not a curated record. Gene Ontology annotation, biological process: spindle organization.
UAGCUCGCGCGGUCUCCUGGGUAACGGUGCGUAUGGCAACCACUGUAAACAACGCGCCCUGUCACACCGAGGUGAAGAGCGAACAAAACAGCUAUGGCUUUCUGCAAUACCGAGUAUUUCAACCAUAUUGGGAAUAUUCAAAAAACCAUGCACGAACGGGAGAGAGGGAGACAUGAGCUGGAAGAAAAACUGUUUGCCUACUUAAGAUCAGAGGAAAGAUUGACUAAGUUGAAGUGUGCCAAGAUGCGCUGCUAUUACAAGGAGCUGCGCGAGAGAGAGCAGCAAGCAAAGACACGCAACCUUGAGCUUCUUGGGAAUGUGGCGAACUUGGCAUCAAAAAUGAAAGAAUUCUCCAUUGAUUGUAGCAGGCUGCUUCAAAAGAGGUUGGAGUACAAUAAUCAUAUUACCAGACUGAAGAAAGACAGGAAGAAAAUGGGGAGCAGGGGGGAAUCAGAAGCGGACGAGCUCCCGAGCAGGUUACAGCUUCCGAGCACACAGGGAUCAUCACAGAGUGCUGUCAUCUUCACGGGUCACCAGACCUCCAAUGGCUCAUCAAGAAAUGAUGGCGUCACAACCACACGUUCACCAUCUCAGACAGAGCUGAUACCUAAUCAUCCUUCACUCUCUUCUCUACAAAGUGGCCUUUGUUUGCACUCCCAUGUUUCAAAAGUCAGUGGCACUGCCAUUUCAUCUGAUGACAUUCUAAACUCAGGUGAUUUCCUUGAUGGCAGACAUUUGAGUGACGUGCAUGAAAAGCAGAUGGAGUCUGAUUGGGACGUCUCUCAGAGGACAGGAGAGCAGCAUAGAUGGAAAGAACUAAACUCACCUCACAUGACCCUGAAAGAAGCCGAAGUGUCCUUUCGAUCUAUGACCGCGAAGAAGCCUGCAGACAUUGUGUCAUUAGAGAGGCGCCCGACCCGCAGUCCUUCCUCAGAUACCACUGAUCCAAGAGAUUCCUCACAAUACAUGAACUCUGGAGGUGAGGAUGAGGAAGUGUCUGCAGAGGAUGAAGGUGACUCUGCACCACAUCAAGAUAUUUCAGAUCACACUAGCAGCAGACAUCACGCUUUGAGAAGAGAUGCUGUAAUUCAAGAACAGCAUGUAUUAUCCUUUCAAACCAAAGGUGGUGCACACAAGCAGGUCAACACACAGGAAUCUGGAAGGCCUGACUCUCUCGAAUCCCCCAACAGGCUCUCCAUGGAAGGAUUUUGUCAUCUUCUGCACAGCAUUGAGCGACGUCUCAAUGCCAAAGACAUGAACCUCUACAGAAGCACAGUCAAUGAGCAGAAACUCGAUGAUAUCAUCAGUAUAUGUGGUCAGUGUGGGCGUCUGGAUGGUGUGGAACUGCAUGCGUGUGGUGCUGUGGUUCUGCAGCAGCUGCCCCUGUUGUCCUGCAGUCUGUCUCAUGGAUGCCUGUUACCCAGUGAUCUGAUCAACACUCACUGGUCAUCAGCUACAAAACCAGAACAGAUCAGGUCGUGUCUGUCAGCUGAAAGUGUUCUGCUGUGGGACUGCUGCUUCAGACACUUCUUACUGCUUCAGCAACAGAAAAUCCUCAGCGUUGACCACAUCAUCCAGCUCGUCACUCCACUCCUAGUGCCAAGCAAUGCCACCUACACUGAGAAGGCAGCGGAGCUGUUGAAGAGGCUUCUGACCCACGAAUCCGAGAACCAUCAGCCGUCAUCUUCUUGCAGCUUGCCCUCUCUUCUGGAUGACAGUGUGGAAAUCAAGCCCGCCAGGCCUUCCACAACAAAUGAGCAAACUGUUGGAACACAAGAGACCAAGGAAUAUCAGCUGCUUAAACAGUCUGUGGCACAAGAGAGGCACUGGAGUGACUCAGAGGAGGAUUCUGAGCCGUCAGACAUCAACAAAUUGGAGAGGUCUGAGGCGCUCCGGGAAUCUUUAAUGCAAAAUAGCCGGAAGACUGCAGAAAGUAAAGCUUUCUCUGCUGUCCAGUCAAAGGCAUUUUGGGGAGAAUCAGAUGACAGCAAUUCUGAGAUCGAAAUGGCCUUGCGUCCUCAGUCCCGCAACACCAGCAGCCAUGACUUUGAUGAUUUUUAUGAUUAACAUUUCUCUUUUGAGAGCUCACACUCGUUUUUUUAUUUUUUUCAAUGAGCAGUUAAUAUGUUUGAAAGAGAUGCCUUUAUACGAUCGCAAAACAAACAAAAAUCUUCACUGAGGAAUGAGUGCGACAUUCCACGAAAACAAAAAAGAGCCAUCCUCUUUAUUGUGGCCAAAGACUGUGAAGAGUUUUCAAAACAUGUCGGUGUUAACCCUGCUUGAAUCUCUUUAGCUGAACAACACUUG